Molecule: messenger RNA, 3605 nt
Organism: Porites lobata
Lineage: Eukaryota; Metazoa; Cnidaria; Anthozoa; Scleractinia; Poritidae
Source: the annotation of a GenBank genome assembly
AUGGAUUCCAAAGGAUACGAAGAGGAAAACACCGUGCCGAUAACGGAACGACCCAAUGAACUGACCCGGGAUAUCGAUGUUGGUUCUGCAGGUGAUAUUGUCCGAAUUCUGCGCCAGUGCGAUUCGCAGAUAUUUUCGGGCUGGAAACACUUUCAGAGUAUUUAUGACGAGGAAACCAUUUUUGUGAUGGAAAAAGUAGUGGAGAAGGCUGCAGAAGUAUUGCAGCAAAGCGGUGCUGUUGUGUUGAGCGGGUGUGGUACAUCGGGGAGAAUCGCUUUUUUUUUAGCUCAGAAAUUCUCCAAGCUUGCAAAAGAACAGGGACUAUCAGCGAGUUAUGAAUAUCUUAUAGCUGGAGGUGAUAUUGCUCUGUUCAUGUCUCAGGAAGCACCUGAAGAUGAUUGGAGGAAAGGCCAGGAAGAUUUAGCACGGGUGUCCAGUAACAAGACCAGGGUACUGUAUAUUGGCAUAACAUGUGGUCUGUCAGCACCUUAUGUGGCUGGUCAAUUGGAUUACUGCAUGAAUCACCCUGAUGUUUUUAUCCCAGUUCUUCUGGGAUUCAACCCUGUGAGCCAAGCAAGAAGGAAUGUAAUAGAGGGAUGGAGCAAGUCAUUCUAUGAUGUUGCUUGUGCUUUGCAAGGUAAGGAGAGCAUGGUAGGCAUGCCAUUUUUAUCAGCCUAUUUAGGCUAUCCAGGCUCUUGGAUUGUUUCCAAAAGACUAAUAAUUUUAAACUGACAAGAGAUAGCCUACAUUGCAGCCAUGCAUGCUCUGGACCAUUAGAAUAGUCUGUCUGCGAAUUACACCUGUAGUGCACAAAAGCUCAUUCUGGUGAGCAUUUCUCAUGUGAACAUUUCUGAUAGGCGAGUUUCUCACGGGUUUCUUACACAACUCACAAUUGGCCCAAUCCUUACAUGUUCAUGACGGUCGGGUGCAGGUUAGACAUAUCAACAGAUGGAAGUUGGCAAAGAGCAUUAAAAAGCCUUUUAAAGUAAACAAUGAAAGAGCAGUUCGAACUUGAAAGCCUUCUUCCUGAACAACGACAAAAAAAAAUGCUUUGAGAGAAUAAUAUUGCUCAAGGCCAGAAUGUGUUUUUGUGUUUGCCAACUGGUUUAAUUUCCAUCGUCUUCUUAUUGCUACAGAUGCACUGCCACGUAUUCUGCAAUCUUGCCGACACUGACUAGUGUUCAUCGAAACAAAUCAGGAAAUCAUGAUAUUCUUGGGCGGACAAAAAAACACACACACAUGUAGCUAUUCAGAUCCAGGCUAUUGGAGAAAACCCAAGAAACUAAGGUUAUUUGGCUGUGAUUAAAAGCUUAAGGCUUUAACAGAGGUAAAAGAAAACCAUUUACUAGUAAAUGGUAAACUGCCUCUGUGAUCAAAUCCUUUCAAAAAACAGCUAAACAUAAACCACAGGAACGAACUGCUUAGCUUAGCUUAGCUUAGAUGUGCUCACUUAGAGCUGUAAAACUAAGAUUUGCUCGGUCAAAGUUUAGAAUACUCCAUGCACUGCAUAAUCUAUGCUGAAGAGCAGAAGUAAGAAAAACCUCUGUUGUUUAAGUUGACUCUAAGGUCACAUUUCACACUAUCUGGAGCUCACUCUCUCUUUUGUCACAAGCUAUGAUUUGUGUUUGGCAUGUGAACACUUAUUUUCAAAUCAGACUAAUCACAAACUGCAAAGGAAACUAGCCAAUCAAAUAUGCUGACAUAGGUUCUUGCGACUCUGCAGGAAUUGAACCCAAUAUUGUGAACUAAUUCACAGAUGCUCUAUACAAAAGCUUUAGAGUGUCUUCGGUGCAGGCAAACAAGAGAAGGUUCCUGCUCUCUCUACCCAAUCAUUGAAUAUUAACUUAAUAUAUCUGGAUGCCUAAAAGGUAUUAAAAGUUUUUAUCCUCUUCUUCCCAACUCCCCCACCCCCCUUUGCCGGAAAAAUCAGUUGAAGAGAUCCCAAAAUUUAGAGGCAAAAGACAAGAGUUAAAUAGCUUUGAAGAUUUAGAUACCCAUUUGAAGGCAAAAAGUUAUGACAAAACCUGAAAACCACACCAAGCUAAGGUGGGAGUAAGUCUACUCUUCCGGACCAAUCAGGCAAGGCAGCCCCCUCCUACCCUCAAGUCUCUGGAUUAUGAUAGUGCAGAAACACAAUUUCAAUGAAUACUGUAUAUUUUCUAUUUUGUGCCACUGCAGCAAUGGACCCUUUUUCUAAUGAAAGCUUAGCUAACACCCAAUAUAAUCUCACCUGUUGUAGACAACUGAUUUGAUCUUCAAAUAGCCACUUUGGUUUGUCUUUAGGGGUAGUAACUCACAGAAAUAUUGGCCAUGUCUUGAUCUGCUAAAAGGGGAGGAAAGCUUAAGCACUUCAGUGUACGCAUGUAGAGUUUGUGGACCUGACCCCCCAAAAAGGAAAAAUAUAAUAUUCCAUCUUUAAAGAAUAUUUUUCUUCUUUAUCUAUUGAUAAAGACAACGCUCAUCAUUUAAUUUGAAAAUUUCCUGAUACAGAUUGUGAAAGUGGAAUCAUCCUCAACCCAGUUGUUGGACCAGAAGCCAUUACUGGUUCAUCUCGUAUGAAAGGUGGAAGUGCUACAAAAAUUCUCCUGGAGAGCAUACUGCUUAAAGGACAUAUUGCAGUGGGGAAGUCAUCAUUAAUGCCAGGCUGUAUUGAUACACUUCGUCAGUUUCUUUUGAUGUAUGAGCACAUGUAUCGAGCCACAUACCUUAAUCAUUCUAGUAUAUCGAAAGCUGUAGAGCUGGCUGCAAAGAGCCUACAAUGUAAGGGCCAAGUGUACUAUACUGGAUGGGGAUCAUCUGGGUUCAUGGGCCUCUUAGAUGCCUCUGAAUGUGUUCCUACAUUCAGUGCCCAUUUUGAUGACAUCAGAGGAUUUCUGGAAGGAGGUUAUCAUACUCUUAAGAACAAGGAAGGAGAGUAUCUACUAAAUGGAUUAACAAGGCUUCAGAUUUCUCUGAAAGAUUUUCAAGAAAGUUUUUUGCCCAACUUGACAUUGCAUGACACGGUAACAUUUAUUUGUUCUGAAGGUAAAGUCAUUCAGCAAGUGAGGAAGUUGGUAAAUCUGACAGAGAAGAAAGGAGCACAUGUGAUUGGCAUUGUUUGUGAGAAGGAAAAAGAGUUAAGUAAUGUUUUCAGGAACAAAUGUCUUAUUGAACUUAAACAACCAUCAAGACAAGAACAACUGUUUGAUGGUCAUUUACCAGUAUUUGACAGUAUUUUGAACCAGUGUCUUAUGGAGAUGUCCAUCAAGUGGAUUCUUAAUGCUGUCUCGACUGGAGCACAUAUAGUAAAAGGCAAAGUUCUGGGAAGUUUCAUGAUUGAUCUCAAAGUCAGCAACAACAAGUUGUUCCAUCGAGCAGUAUCCAUAGUUUCAAAGUUUGCCAGGGUUAGUCAAGAAAGAUCUCAUCUUGCUGUUUUACAGUCAAUAUACAGGUCUGAUGUUGUUGACAGUGUAAUUAAUCAGCAAGUAUCUCAGCAUGUUUCUAUAGCAACUGCCAUGGAUCAAGUUGUACCGGUAGCAGUAUUAGUAGCUACGGGCAAGUUCAAUAUUGAGUCUGCUGUAGAGCUCUUAAGGACAAAAACAAUUUCCCAUAUUCUCAGAAAUUGA